AGCCUCUGAGAAGCUGCGGAGUUUGGAUCGAGAGGAGCAGACGCUGAAAUCAGACUGACCUACUUCCUUAGUCGAGAGGAUUUCAUUCUCGUUUUAAGAGCUACCACAUGCGAGACCAUGGACAGACUGACUUUAAUAACGGGCAGAAGAGAACCUAAUAAUGAUAUUGAUACUGGACAAAAUGCGAAUGCCCAUGGAGGCAGAGGGAGAAGACAAGGAAGUGCACAGGGAGAUAGGGUGCGAGAACAAGGGGACAGAAGAAGAGCACAAAGUCGUGGGAGUAGUCAAGGUGAAAGGGAGGAAAGAGAUAGAGGAGGUGAAGGGAUGCGUGGGAGAGGAAGACGAGGAAGAGCAGAGGCAUGGAAAGGAGGACAAAGAGGUGCCGGAAGAGGAGGCAGGGUGGAGACAGGUGAGGGAGGAGGAGGAGCAGCAGCAGGGAGAUGGGGUGAAGGAGAUGCACAAAGAGGAGACAGACAAGGAAGUGGGAAUGAAAGGGAAGGUGCAGUGAGAAAGAGAGUACAGGGAAGAGGAAAUGGAGAGCCAAGUGCAGCUGAGAGAGAAGGAGCAAGACAGGGGGUGGCAGAUAUGUGGGCAAGGAGAGGUGGACAUAGCGUGGACAGAAGAGAAGGAAGGAGAGGUGAGAGAGGAAACGGUGCAAGGGGCUGGCAAGAGAAGAAUGGAAGAAGAUCAGAUUCUGUAGGCACAGGUAGGGCACCACAGGGCAGAGGACUGGGCUAUAAAAAACUGGAAGAACUCACAGAAAAAGACCCCUCCGAGGUGGCCAUUACCCUCUCCUCAAACGCUGCCCUGCCGACUAUGCUGAGUGAGGCAAAAAUGAGGCAGGAUCUGAUCGAGCUUCUCUGCCUGGCACUGAGUAGAGCCUUCAAGUCACGGGCCGACAGAGGCACCCUGCAGCACCUGGGUGGCAUCAUAAAAGAUUCAGGGUUCUUCCGCACCGUCCUGCCUCACUAUCUGGUGGGCAUGGUGUCAGAGUUCAACGCUGCCCGCAGAGCACAAUACCCACGGCACCUGGAAAACAUCCUGGUCAUAGCAUCAGAGGUGAUCAGCACCUUCCCUGUGAGCUCCAUCAAGACAGCGAGUAUGCUACUGACCCUGCUCCAAGCCUCUAUCUACAGCCUGAGGGCGUCAGGCGAGGAAAUCAAGCCUCAGACAGAAGAAACCAUAGAGAAUCUUCAGGGCAUAAUUAAACACCUCCAGGAUAGAUCAAGGGAAGGUACCCUGCGCUCAGACAGGGAUACGUAUGCGCUCCUACCCACUGGUGGUGUAAACCCAGGUGAAGAAGAAGAGCAAGAUUUCAGGUCCAUACCAAUCUACCCAACUCUGGAGGAGUUUCAGCAGGACCACAGGCCGUUCCUUAGACCCAACCUCACCUCCCAGCGUUAUACAAACACCCACAUCUACCUGGAUACGCACUUCCGGCUGCUCAGAGAAGACUUUGUGCGACCACUCCGUGAGGGGAUCCAUCAGUUGCUCCAGAAUCAGAUGAACAUGGGACGGACUGAUACGCCGCUGAGGACAAAGCGCUUUGAUGACAUCCGAUUAUAUUUUGACACACAGCUGAUGGUGCCCAAAUGCACACAGACAGGCAUUGGCUACAUAGUCCAGUUUGACACUAAGCCACUUCAGUUUGUAUGCUGGGAAAACUCCAAGAGGCUGAUUUUUGGCUCUCUGGUCUGCUUGUCGUGUGAUAAUUUCGAGACCUUCUUGUUUGCGACAGUGUCUGAUCGAGACCCCAAAGCCCUGAAGAAAGGACUGGUCCAGAUUACCUUCACAGAGGAAAGCAGAUAUAAGUUGACCAGAAUUCAGAGAGAUCAGUUGUUCGUGAUGGUUGAAACAACUGCCUACUUUGAGGCCUAUCGGUAUGUUCUAGAGGGCCUACAGGAGCAGGAGGAGGCCGACCUGCCCUUUCAGAGGUACAUUGUGGAGUGCAGCACAGAAGUGCGACCACCAUCUUAUCUGCAAAGAAAAGACAGUUAUGACCUGUCAUCCAUUGCUGACCCUAACUACAAGGACAGAAUGCUGCCCUUUCACAGCCUGAAAGCAGAGGCUUGGCCAAAAAUGGAAGAGCUGGGGCUGGAUGAAUCUCAGAUGAGAGCCUUCCAGCUGGCCCUCACAAAGGAGCUGGCCAUCAUACAGGGACCCCCUGGCACUGGAAAAACCUUUGUUGGCCUCAAGAUUGCUCAGGCUCUGCUGACCAAUCAAAGCCUCUGGAGAGAUGAACUUGGCACAGCUCCGAUGCUGGUAGUGUGUUACACUAACCAUGCCCUGGAUCAGUUCCUUGAGGGUAUUCAUAAAUUUCUGCAGAAGGGCAUAGUGAGAGUAGGAGGUCGCAGCAACAGUGAGAUCCUGAAGCAGUUUAAUCUAAGGGAACUGACCCAGUCACACAACUUCAGACGAACGCUGCCGUCUCACCUGCGUGGUGCAUAUAAUGAGAUUCAUAAGCAGCUGUGUCAGGAGGAGAGGGAGCUCCAGGAACAGAGCAUAAAGCUGGAGUGUUCUCUGAAAGGUGUAAUUCGUGAAAGCUUCUUACAGAGGUUCAUUUCAAACCAACACUGGGACAGUCUGCAUCUACGACCUACACAGGGUGGAUUUGAGAUCCCGACUGAGAAGAAGAAUGGUUUGAUGAUGGAGUGGUUGGGUUUGGGUUCCACCGUCGUCCUGCAGAGGGAGACAGAGUAUGGAUAUGAAGAGGAAGCAAUGGAGGUGGAUGAAGAGGACCUCAUUGAAAUCGCAGAGGAGGCAGAUCUGAUCCAGGCAGAGAGGAUUAUCGAAGACAACUUUGAUCCCAGAGGUGGUAGAGAUGGCAGGAAGAAGGAAGACAUGGAGGAGGCUGUCAGAGCAGUGGAAGAGCUGAUGCUGGCUAUGAACCUGGAUAAAGCUGACAUACAGGCUGAACAGCGUGAGGAAGAAUGGAAGAUACAAGGAGCCCAAAGGAAAAAGAUGAAGAACAGAAUCAAGAAAGAGCUAGGGAAGACCUCAGCUAUGACUGAACUGGAGGAAAGAAACGUCUUGGAUGUGUGGACUCUUAGUCUGCAAGACAGAUGGAGGCUCUAUCGGUUGUGGGUGUCGCGCUACAGGGUGGAGCUUAACACCAGAGCUCUCACUUCUGAACAGGCCUAUCAGAAUGCAGUGGACAGACUGGCUGAUGUAAAACGACACGAAAACCUCUGUCUUCUUAGAGACGCCACGGUUAUUGGCAUGACAACAACAGGAGCGGCCAAGUUCCGUAAGACACUGCAGCAAGUGCGUCCACGCCUGGUGAUCGUAGAAGAGGCUGCAGAGGUUCUUGAGGCUCACACCAUCACCACGCUGAGCCAAGCAUGCCAACACCUCAUCCUCAUUGGCGACCACCAGCAGCUGCGCCCCAGUGCCACAGUGUUCGAUCUUGCUAAGAACUUCAACCUGGAGAUGUCCAUGUUUGAGAGGCUUGUGAAGAUGGGGCUGCCUUACAUCAGACUCAACUACCAGCAUCGCAUGAGGCCAGAAAUUGCCCGUCUGCUGACCCCACACAUCUACACAGAGCUCGAAAACCAUCCCUCUGUGUUGGACUAUGAAAACAUAAAGGGUCUUAAAACCAAUUUAUUUUUUGUGGAGCACAGCCACCUGGAAGAAGAGAUCAAAGAUGGAAGAAGCCAUCAGAACCUUCAUGAGGCAAAGUUUGUUGUUGCUUUUUGCCGCUAUCUUCUCUUGCAGGAAUACAAACCAGAGCAAAUUACCAUCCUUACAACCUACACUGGCCAACUCCACUGUCUACGCAAACUUAUGCCUGCCAAGGAGUUUUCAGGGGUCAAAGUGCAUGUAGUAGACAAGUACCAGGGAGAAGAGAAUGACAUUGUUUUGCUGUCUCUGGUCCGUAGCAACCCGCAGGGAAAAGUUGGCUUUUUGAACAUUCCCAACCGUGUCUGUGUAGCCUUGUCACGUGCCAAGAAAGCUCUCUACUGUAUUGGCAACAGUGCAAUGCUCAGCCAAGUUAAACUGUGGAGCAACAUCUUCCACACCUUGAGGGAGAAUGACCAGGUUGGGCAGGCUCUGACCCUGUGCUGCCAGAAUCAUCCGGAUCGUCAGGUCAAAGCAUCUAGUGCUGAGGACUUCAAACAAGCACCUGAAGGGGGCUGCACCCAGCCUUGUGAGUUCCGUUUGGAAUGUGGCCAUGUUUGCUCAAGAGUCUGUCACCCGUAUGACCAAGAGCACAAGGAGUACAAGUGUGUCAAGAACUGCCAAAAGAUUUUAUGUGAACAGGGACACAAGUGCACACUUGUGUGCUAUAAACCAUGUCCAAAGCAAUGUCCAGUGAAGGUUGAAAAGAUCAUACCCCGGUGUCAACACACACAAAUGGUUCCAUGCCACCAGGACCCAGAAAAAUUUGAAUGCCAGAAGCCCUGCCAGAAGUUGCUUCCCUGUGGACAUCCAUGUGAUUCAGUCUGUGGGGCACCAUGCACCAGUAGAUGCAUGGUGAAGGUCCCUUUAAGGCUCAAAUGUGGACACAGCCAGCAAGAUGCUUGCUUUUACAAAACACACAUGGAGCAACCUGAAUGCAGGACCCCAUGUGAGCACCAGCUACAAUGUGGUCAUGCCUGUCAUGGUACCUGUAGCAAAUGUUAUCAGGGGCGCUUCCACUUCCCUUGUUUUCACAAAUGUGAGCGUCUCCUGAUUUGUUCUCACAAAUGCAGCAAGCCUUGCACGAACAAUUGCCCCCCCUGUCAGAGAAAUUGUGAGAACUGCUGUGUCCACAGUAGAUGUAUGAAGCGAUGCGGGGAGCCUUGUGCUCCUUGCGUUGAGCCAUGCGCCUGGAAUUGUCCUCACCAGAACUGCAGUAAGCUUUGCCAUGAGCCAUGUGAUCGUCCGCCAUGCACCCAACCCUGUGCCAUGAUCCUGAAUUGCGGCCACCCAUGCAUAGGCCUGUGUGGCGACAAAUGUCCCAGCAAAUGUCGCAUCUGUGAUUACGAUGAGGUCACUGAGAUCUUCUUUGGCACUGAAGAUGAGCCUGACGCUCGCUUCAUUCAGCUAGAGGACUGUGGACACAUCAUUGAAUACACAGCCAUGGAUACAUACAUGGGAAUGGAGGACAGCAACCAGGCAAAUGAAGGACAGCAGGUGGCCAUAAAACUCAAGGAAUGUCCCAAGUGCCGAACUCCAAUCCGUAAGAAUCUACGCUAUGGAUCUCACAUCAACCGCAGUCUGGCUGAGAUUGAGAUGGUCAAGAAGAAGAUAAAUGAACAGCAGCCAGAUAUUGAAGAGCGCAGAGAGACCCUUCAAGACCAGUGGGAGGAAAACCUUCACCUCCAUGAAAUGCAUGAGCAAGGGGAAUAUAUACAUAUCAAGAUCAGACUGGAAAAAAACAAUCUCACAGCAAAUGAUCUUUGGGUCUUAGAAAACAAGAUGGAUUUCCUAAUAAGAGUUGAAAAGCUACUUAAGAUCGAAAAGGAAAACAUGUUGUCCAGGCAUGGCUUCAGGUUUAAGAAGAAUGUUGCAGAGUUUGCGGGCUGGCUCAAAGCCUACCACCAAAACUUCACAGACCAACAGGUUUUUGACUUGCAGAGAGAGCUAGGGAGACUCACCCUCUUGGCUGAACUCAAUGCCCGUUGCAAUUUAGCAGACCAGAGAGGACAAGCUGACAAAAUUCAAUCUGAGGCACAAAAAAUAAGAGAUGUUCUAGAAAUGCCUGGCCAAUUCACUGAGCAAGACCAAUGCAGAGUAAAAGAAGCCUUACAGGAACUAGACAAGAAGCUGCCACUCACAGGCUUGGGGAUCAGUGAAGAAGAGAGAAAGAUGAUCGUCUCCGCCAUGAAAAUGCCACCUGGACACUGGUACAAAUGUCCUAAUGGCCACGUCUAUGUUAUCACAGAGUGUGGGGGGGCUAUGGAAAGGCGGCGUUGCCCUGAUUGUAAUGCUACUAUUGGUGGGGAAAGCCACAGACUUGACAGUAGCAACCAAGUUGCCUCAGAAAUGGAUGGGGCACAGCACCCUGCCUGGUCUGAAGCAUACAACCUUCCAAACUUUGGUCGCCUUAACUUGUAAAAGCCAAGCCUUAGAGAAGUAUGUUGCCUUUACAGCCUUGAGUGGCAACACGUUCUGAUUUUACUGUAAUGGCCAGUUAAACUCAUGCUAGACAAGGAGGGACAUUUACAAACUUCAUGGCACCUAAAGAAAACUACUUGCAUGUUUGGCUUUGCAGCAUUCAAGGCACUUGAAUAGGAUAUUCAUGAGGACUAUGCAUGGGAUCACAUUCUUCUUCUUCUUCUUUUUUUUUUUUUACAUGAAAUACACUUUUUAAACCUUUAUUGAAAAUGCAGACUUUAAUAGUAUGAUAGCAAUUAUCUGUGUUACUGUAUUAUUAUCAAAUAUCCCUUAUGCUUUCUACCAUUAAUAGAUGUUACCUUGUAUCAAGUUCUACUUCAUGGAAGUUUGUUCUGUUGUGUGAUUAGUGUUUUUUUUUUUUUUUUUUUUAACACUAUGAUGCAGAAAUUAUUCUCCCAGGAUCUACAACAAGUCUUAGAAUACGUGAUGGAAGGUAGCUUUUAAUGGCAAACUUCCCAAUUUAGACUUGAUUGAUGACUAUAACCCUUCUGAUAUGUUCAGGAGUCUUGUACCAGUUGUUGUCCUGUACCUUAACAAUAGGUGGCAGUAAAACACUGUAAAAUAACAUACAGAUAUCAUUUGACAGUUAUUAUGCAUGCAGCAUGUUUAUACAAGAAUAAAAAUAUCUGGACUUACAAGCA
Messenger RNA from Stegastes partitus (bicolor damselfish), 6740 nucleotides. It is a transcript of the gene znfx1, whose product is annotated as zinc finger, NFX1-type containing 1. Gene Ontology annotation, molecular function: helicase activity; zinc ion binding. Bases 118 to 6039 code for a protein of 1973 amino acids. Lineage: Eukaryota; Metazoa; Chordata; Actinopteri; Pomacentridae. Gene Ontology annotation, cellular component: nuclear RNA-directed RNA polymerase complex; nucleus. Gene Ontology annotation, biological process: regulatory ncRNA-mediated heterochromatin formation. The transcript is spliced from 19 exons. The record is from RefSeq and is a predicted model, not a curated record.